Molecule: messenger RNA, 369 nt
Organism: Entrophospora sp. SA101
Lineage: Eukaryota; Fungi; Glomeromycota; Glomeromycetes; Entrophosporales; Entrophosporaceae
Source: the annotation of a GenBank genome assembly
AUGUCACCAAGAAAGCAACUUAAUGUUAAAAAUACAUCAAAAAAACAAAUCAAUUAUUUACAAAGUCUCCAACAAUGUGCUUCAUGCUUAAAAGAUAGCUCUUCUAGUGUACGACUCGAUGAAGUUUUAACCAAAUUUACUAGAUUAAAAAAUUUGAUAAAGUGUGAUACAGUGUGUGAUCUUAUUACAGAAACAAGAUUAAAUCAAAUGAAAAAUCAAACUUCUUUACAUUUCGAAUCAAGAAUCAAAUAUUUAUUUUCUGAAACAGAAAUUUUAUUAAAGGAACUAGAAGAAAAAGACAAUUGUUUACAGGAAAAGAUUAGAAAAUCAGUUGUAUGGAAAAUCAGAGAAAUCACCAUUCCAAACUAG